CUUUCGAUUUCUCCUAUUGGCAGUAAGCGUUCAGUUCAGGAGAUGACGGGAAAGGACGAGCAACAUGGCUGAUCAGCUUUACGAGGGCAUCGGGUGAAUUUUUAAAUUGGUUAUUCUCUACUGGUACGAAAAGAUCGAACAUUUAACAAAGAAAAUAUGGAGUCCUUUCUUGGUUUAUUCGAUCCGGGUGAAGAUAAGAGGAGCAGCAAGGAGAGAUGGGAUGAUUUUGAGAAUGAAGGAAACGGAUUAUCCGAUUACGAGAGUUCCAGUUUAGACGAUGAUCACGAACAUAGUAAUUCCGACGGGGAGGAGAAACUUCCGCCCGAACCAGAACAAGGCAAUAUCGAGUACAAAUUGAAGCUCGUCAAUCCUUCCAGUCAGAGAUUCGAACAUCUUGUAACGCAGAUGAAAUGGAGACUUCGUGAAGGUCAUGGGGAAGCCAUAUAUCAAAUUGGCGUCGAAGAUAAUGGAACUCUUGCUGGUUUAUCGAGAGAGGAGAUGAAAGCCUCCCUGAAAACCUUAAGAGAUAUGGCAGCGAGACUGGGCGCCACUACUAACGUUCUUCGCGAAAGAUUUGCCAAUGCUAAAGGUAAGGGCGGCCAGACAAAGAAGCAUGAUGAAAAGGAGAGAAGGGUGGCCGAAGUUCUGGUGCGAAAAUUGCGGAAGGAUGACCGAGAGGAUCAGGAGAGCGUGGUGGAAUUGAGAUUAGCUGUAACGGGUGGACAAGACGCUGGAAAGUCAACCCUCUUAGGUGUGUUGACGCAAGGCGAGCUCGAUAAUGGUAGAGGUAGAGCUAGACUGAACAUGUUUCGUCAUCUUCAUGAAAUCAGAACCGGACGUACCUCUUCGAUUUCGCAUGAAAUCAUCGGCUUUGAUAAUGAGGGUCAUGUACUAAAUUAUGCGGAGAUGAACACGGCCGAAGAGAUAUGCGAGCACGCCUCAAAGGUCGUCACGUUCAUAGAUCUGGCUGGACAUCGAAAGUACCUCCGAACCACCUUGCUGGGACUCACAGGAUAUUCACCACAUCAUGUUAUGCUGGUCAUAGCCCCUCCGAUGAACGAAGCAUCGCAGGAACAUUUGGCACUUUGCUUGGCAUUGCGACUACCAUUCUUUGUUGUUAUGACGAAGACUGAUCUGGGUCUCUGUGACCCGCGCGAGGCUUUGACCCAACUGAAAAGCGCAGUUCAGGCGCAUGGCUGUAGCAAACAGCUUAUACUGUAUAGCAAUAUCAAUGAAGUGUCAAGAGGUUAUGAGUUAGACGCGAUACCAGUAUUUGCCGUUAGCUGCGUAACCGGGGAAGGGUUAGAGGGAUUAACUAGAUUCAUCAGAGACUUGCCACCGUCCGAGCCUACUCCUUCGGAUUCAGAUCCCGAAUCCUGCUUAUUCCAAAUCGACGAAACAUUUAGAGUGGCAGGGCUAACGGAACCGGUGCUCGGUGGAUUGCUCGUAAGGGGGGCAAUUGCACCAGGAACGCGGUUGCUAGUGGGUCCUCUACCAGACGGAGAAUUUAGUCCAGUGAAAGUAGCUAGCUUGCACCGCAAUAAAGCACCUUGCUGUCUCGUACGAGCAUCGCAGAGUGCCAGUUUAACACUAGUACCUUCCACAAACAGAGAUCCGCCAUUGCCUCAUCUUCGUCCUGGCAUGGUUCUGGUUUCUCUUAGAGAUCAUCCCCACGCGACACUCUUCUUCCAGGCUACCGUGCUAGUUGUAUAUCACGCUACUGCAAUGUAUCCGGGUUUUCAAGCAACGGUGCACGUAGGAAAUGUGCGGCAGACUUGUAUAAUCGAAGGAAUAAUGGACCUGAAAGAGGCAGGCUUACAGACAAACGAUACAGCCUCUGUUUUGUUUCGAUUCGUAAGUCAUCCCGAAUAUCUUCACGUGGGAAUGCGUCUCUUGUUCAGAGAGGGUCGUACCAAAGGAAUUGGAAAAAUUACUCAAAUAUUUCCUCUACUAGGAUCACAAAGUAGUUCGCAAUAAAUCAAAUACUAUUUUAUGUCUUGAGUUAAGGUUUCGAAGCACUGAUUGAACAGAAUUACGAGACUCUAAUCAAUUCUUUUAUUUCCCGUUAUUUUGAUUUACUUGAUCAUCACAGGUAUCCUUUCGAGUAGAAUGCUCUAGGAAUAUUGUAAGAACAUGUACUUGUUUUAUUAUUUGAUAUCAGGAUUAGUGUCUCGUGAUUCAGAAGGACGAUUAUGUGCCGAAUCCAUUAUGGUUUCCAAGCUGCCGUGCUUAAUUUUUAUUAGAAUAUCAAGUUUUUUGAGUGUAACUCCGACGUUGUUCUAAUAAGUUGACACAAGUCGCUUUAAUGUUUACGAUAUGAACAAA
Molecule: messenger RNA, 2325 nt
Organism: Cephus cinctus (wheat stem sawfly)
Lineage: Eukaryota; Metazoa; Arthropoda; Insecta; Hymenoptera; Cephidae
Product: GTP-binding protein 2
Exons: 7
Coding region: 157-1977 (606 amino acids)
Biological process (GO): translational elongation
Molecular function (GO): GTPase activity; GTP binding; translation elongation factor activity
Source: RefSeq, a predicted model, not a curated record